UUUGUGGGUCACACUAAGAACUUUAAAGAAAUGGCAGCACACAGGAUGUCUCUUCUUAAUGUUGGCAUUAGCUCGGUAUGUGCGUGUUUUAAUCGUGAGCGUGUGUUUUAGUUUAGCUGGAAACUAAACGUGAGCCGUGCUUUUGAUUUGACCUGGAUUUGUUUCGUCUCCUGUGGGAAGAUGCAGGAUAAAGUAGCGAGCUAAUCCCGGGAGAUAAAUAAUCCGAGUUAGUUAAUCCGUUCACACUUUCCCUUCAGCACGGCGUUGAAGUGAGGAGGAGGAGAAGAGGAAGAGGAGGAAGAAGAAGAAGAGGAGGAGGAGUGUGUUGCUCUGAAAUCCGUCGAGAUAAAAAAAAAAAAAAAGAGGAGACAUUUCCGCUUCGCAGACUCGGUGCCCACUUCUCCGACAAAUCGGGAACGCGUCGCUAAUGCAGGCUGGAGUUAUGACGGGCUUCUUAACAUUGUUUUAAGUGGCCAUCCACUGAACUGCAGAUUUUUGCACUUCCGCAUUGGCCUCAGCGCUCAGCCCGGGAUGUUGCCGCUCGUGAGGAACGAACUUUUAAAAAGUCUCUGAAGGAGCAGACACGUGGAAGUGGAAAGCUAGAGGGUCACCUCAGCAGCACCGGGCACCGGCAGCUCUCUCUCACCGGGGCAUGCAACCUCAACCCGGCUGUGCCCCGAGGAAGCGACCGACACGAUGGCAGCCUGCAGAAGAAGGAACCGACCCAAGAUCCUCGUCCUCCUCCUCGGUGUCUCUUUAGUGGGCUACCUCGUUUUCUCCAGACACAACUCCGGAGAGGUGGAAGACACCAAACGCCGAUUGGCCUCCGUGGAGGAGGAGAUGAAGAAGGUGGUGGAGGACCGGGUGUUGGACGAGGAGCUGAAGAAGCCCGUGUACGAGAAGCCUCCGCUGGACAUGAACGCUCCGGGUGAAUUGGGCAGAGCUGUCAAACUGACCCUGAACCAAGAGGAGAAGAGAGAAGAGGAGCAGAGUCUGAAACAUCACCAGAUCAACAUUUAUAUCAGCGACAAAGUGUCACUGCACCGCAGGCUGCCGGAGAUAUGGAACCCACUGUGCAGGGAGCUGAAGUAUGAUUAUCGCAACAUGCCAUCGACCUCGGUGGUGAUCGCCUUCUACAACGAGGCCUGGUCCACCCUGCUGAGGACAGUCCACAGCGUGCUGGAGACGUCCCCCGACAUCCUGCUGAAAGAGGUGGUGCUGGUGGACGACUACAGCGACAAGGCUCACCUGAAGGAGCCAUUGGAAAAGUACAUCUCAGGUUUGAGGAAGGUGCGUCUGAUCCGAGCCACCAAGAGGGAGGGGUUGGUGCGGGCCCGGUUGCUAGGGGCAUCCAUUACCACGGGUGAUGUGCUGACCUACCUGGAUUGCCACUGCGAGUGUCACGUGGGCUGGUUAGAGCCACUGCUCCAAAGGAUCAAAGAGGAGCCGUCGGCUGUGGUGUGUCCGGUUAUUGACGUAAUCGACUGGAACAACUUCCAGUAUCUUGGCAACUCCGGCGAACCUCAGAUUGGAGGGUUUGAUUGGCGGUUGGUCUUCACCUGGCACUCUGUCCCAGAGUCUGAGCAGAAACGUCGUCACUCACCCACUGAUGUCAUCAGGUCUCCAACAAUGGCCGGUGGUCUGUUUGCUGUGAGCAAGAAGUACUUCCAAUACCUGGGAACGUAUGAUACAGGGAUGGAGGUGUGGGGAGGAGAGAACCUGGAGUUUUCCUUCAGGAUUUGGCAGUGUGGGGGAACUCUGGAGGUCCACCCAUGCUCCCAUGUGGGCCACGUGUUCCCUAAGAAGGCCCCGUACCCACGGGGCAAAGCUCUGGCAAACAGUGUGAGAGCUGCUGAGGUCUGGCUGGACGAUUUCAAAGAAAUCUACUACCAUCGAAACCCCCACGCACGGCUGGAGGCUUUUGGAGAUGUGACCGAGCGGCGGAAGCUCAGAGAGAAGCUUGGCUGUAAGAACUUCAGGUGGUAUCUGGAUAACAUUUAUUCCGAUAUUAACAUCCCAGAGGAUCGACCAGGCAUGUUUGGAAUGCUUAAAAACCGCGGCAAGGCCAACUACUGCUUUGACUACAAUCCUGUAGAUGAACACGUCGUGGUGGGCCAGAGAGUCAUCCUGUACUCGUGUCACGGCAUGGGUCAGAACCAGUUCUUUGAAUUGUCCUCAGAUGGCGAGAUCCGCUACAACACCAGGGAGCCUGCUGGAUGUGUCAUGGGUGACAACAUCAGCACCUACCUGACUCUCCAGCGGUGCAGAAAACGAGGCCAACCGCUUCCUGUAGAUCAGAAAUUUGUCCUCCGAGAGGAUGGAAGUCUGCACCACGUGGCGAGCCAGAAGUGUGUGCAGGCGGUAGACAAGACGGACAACGGGACACCGGCCCCCUCGCUGCAGCCCUGCUCAGGCAGCCCCCACCAGCAGUGGUUCUUUGAGGAGAAAAUGUAACGUAACGGCAUCGACCCUGAAUCGAAAGAACAAACGUUGCCAUACAGGGCCAAUAUCCUGAGGAGGGAUAUCGGUGGAGGGAAUUAAUGAACGUGUUCCUCAUAUGUGUGCCUUGCCCUGAAAGGAGGCCAAAGGAGGAAGCGUAUGAUCUUCCUUCAAACAUCAACCUUUGCACAUUUUUCUGCUGGCUGGAUUGAAUUGGUCGAUGGAAAAUUAGAUUAAGUACUUUCCUUCUGAAGCACU
Molecule: messenger RNA, 2697 nt
Organism: Paralichthys olivaceus (Japanese flounder)
Lineage: Eukaryota; Metazoa; Chordata; Actinopteri; Pleuronectiformes; Paralichthyidae
Gene: galnt12
Product: UDP-N-acetyl-alpha-D-galactosamine:polypeptide N-acetylgalactosaminyltransferase 12
Biological process (GO): protein O-linked glycosylation
Cellular component (GO): Golgi apparatus
Molecular function (GO): polypeptide N-acetylgalactosaminyltransferase activity
Source: RefSeq, a predicted model, not a curated record